UCGCAAGGCCUAGAAUCGGAGGUAAGGCCACAGCCCGCUAUAUGGCACCUCGCUCACGCCAAAAAAGACAUGAACUUAUUCUUCUUCUGCUCAACCGUCUGUUUUACUAAGAAACUCUACCAGAAAGCACUCAUCUCAGAAGUCUGCUCUGUAAUGACAGUGUGUCCACGUGUAGGAGUCUCGCCUGGGUUCACCAUUAUGGCUAUCAUGAUAAAGUUCACCUGGUUCGAGUUUCAGACCUCUCUCUUCUUUACCCUCUUCAAACUUGUUCAGAUAUUUCUCUGCGAAUCGGAUAACCAGAUUGAAAGAAGUGAGGACUGUAACGAUAUGAUGAUGGAUGAAGAAGCUCGUUCUUGCAGCCAUGUUCUUGCUGCGUGGGCAACAGGCGAGGGUCCUAUAAAUUACCCCUCUGAAGCUGGCCUGCCACUAGGUGGUCAGACAGGGAAGAAGUAUCUCAAAGUUGAGAUCCACUACAACAACCUUAGACUACAAACCGGCAUAUUCGACGAAUCUGGCUUCGUCUUUUUCGUCACCCCUAAACUCAGCAUUCAUUCGUGGAGUCUGAAGAGAGGGUGCGAUGUGACAAUAAACUCCAAUCUCUUCUUAAGAAUACACUUGUGCAAGUAUGAUAUCAAAUCGAUAAAUUAUCUUUGGCAAAUCUUCGCUUUGCCGUACAUGACUUGUGCUAAAGUUUUCCAGUCAAGUUGA
This is a messenger RNA of Haemonchus placei, 708 nucleotides long. Lineage: Eukaryota; Metazoa; Nematoda; Chromadorea; Rhabditida; Trichostrongylidae. The record is from the annotation of a GenBank genome assembly.